UGGAUGUUUGGAACAGAAGAAAAAAAAAACGAUGUCAUUUCGUUUCUGAGAUUUGUGUUCGAACAAAUUGCAAAAAAGCUUUAAAAUGUAUCUGAUGAAAUAAGAAGUUACCAUAAUCGGAUUUAAAAAGCAUCAAACUUUGAAAGCAGAACCCAAAAAUUCAGAUAUUCUCUCUCGUCUUUUUUAAAAUUUCUUUCUCUCUAUUUUUCUUGUGCUAAUGGAAGCUGAUGUUUCCAUUUCCUUCUAAACCGCCAACAAAAUCAAAUCUCUUUCUUCCGACAGAAAAUUAGGGUUUUUCUUUUUGCGAUCGAUUUUUUUUUUUUUGAUGAAGAUGAAUCCUGUUGUGGUAUUAUUGUUAUGGUUUGUCUGUUUAUUGAGUGUCUGUUGGAUGGCGUCAGCCAGUGUGGUGUUGAUUGGGUACAACGUUACCUUCUCUUUCGACGAUAUUGCAGCUAAUUUUGUUCCAGCGAUUAAAGGGUCAGGGGAAUGUGGGGUAUUAUUUUUGGCAAAUCCUCUUGAUGCGUGUUCGGAUUUGAGUAAUGAAAUUUCGAAUGUUACUUCCCCUUUUGCAUUGGUUAUUAGAGGAGGGUGCAGCUUUGAGGAGAAAGUAAGGACAGCACAAAAGGCAGGAUUCAAAGCUGCUAUUAUCUACGACAAUGAUGAUGAUGGCAUCUUGGUUUCAAUGGCAGGGAAUCCAGCUGGCAUAAAGAUAUAUGCUGUCUUUGUUUCCAAACCUUCUGGUGAAAUGCUCAAAAAAUAUGCCGGGUCUACUGAUGUGGAGCUGUGGCUGAUCCCUAGUUUUGAAAACUCAGCAUGGUCAAUCAUGGCCAUCUCCUUUAUUUCUCUACUUGCUAUGUCGGCGGUGCUGGCAACUUGUUUCUUUGUACGCAGGCAUCGUAUUAGACGAGAACACCCUCAAUCUUCUCGAAUUCGUGAAUUCCACGGAAUGAGCAGGUGUUUAGUAAAAGCAAUGCCUAGCUUGAUAUUUACUGCUGUCUUAGAAGAUAAUUGUACUGCAAGAACAUGUGCAAUAUGUCUUGAAGAUUAUAACAUGGGAGAGAAGCUCAGAAUUCUUCCAUGUUGUCACAAGUUUCAUGCUUUCUGUGUUGAUUCUUGGCUCACAACAUGGAGAACCUUUUGCCCUGUCUGCAAGCGAGAUGCAAGAACCAGCACAGGUGAUCAACCGGCAUCAGAAAGUACACCAUUGCUUUCAUCCACCCCAAGCUCUGUGUCCUCCUCUGUGUUAUCAUCUGUUAGAUCUUCAUUAGCAUCGUCUUCAGCCAUACAAAUUGCCCGAGCAGCAUCACGGUCUCCAUCAGUUUCUCAUACUCAUUCUCUUGCCAGUACUCCAUACAUUCAGCAAUCACUUAGGACCUACCGUCAAUCGCCUUCUAUGAGCUGUAGCCAAAGCUCAGUAGAUCUUAGGAAUGCAUCGUCUCAAAGAUCUCAUGCUUCUCAUUUGGCUUCAUCAGCCUCAUUGAAUUACCCCUCUAUAUCACCACUUAAUGCAAGAUACAUGUCCCCGUAUUUUCGGAGCCCAAGCAAUGCAUCACCAGGUUUAGUCAGUUCUUCUGGUCACAUGCUGCAUCCCCUGCAUUGUAGUGAGUCAGCAGCUAGUUUUUCUCCUUUUGCAUCAGCUCAAUCUCUUCCAGAAUGUUAAUUUCACAAGUGAUAAUGAGCUGGAUUUCGUAGAAUGGAGUGACCUGCAUACGGUAUAUAUUUCUGAUCUCUGGUACUCAUCAUAGGUCAUUAUAUCAUUUUUGAGUGUGUGAUUGGUUGCGUUCUUAUCCAAUGUCUUGAAUGUUGACAUUGCUUUUUAGCAGUUUUGUGAAUAUGGUUAACCCCUAAUUACUGAAUUAUCUAGUUAUGUUGAUAUUUGUUUGUGUUUUGCUUACCAUUUGUUACUUUUCCAAUUUACAAGUAACCCUUUCCACGCUAACAUUUUGGCAUUUAACUAUUUCCUGCACAAAGCAGCACAA
Molecule: messenger RNA, 1979 nt
Organism: Durio zibethinus
Lineage: Eukaryota; Viridiplantae; Streptophyta; Magnoliopsida; Malvales; Malvaceae
Product: receptor homology region, transmembrane domain- and RING domain-containing protein 2-like
Source: RefSeq, a predicted model, not a curated record